AUGUCUGGCUACACCGUCCGCAAGGUUGCUGCCCAGAACACUCUGGAGCACCGCGUCUACAUCGAGAAGGAUGGCGUCCCCGUGUCGCCCUUCCACGACAUUCCUCUCUUUGCCAACCAGGAGCAGACCAUCCUGAACAUGGUUGUCGAGAUUCCUCGAUGGACCAAUGGCAAGCUCGAGAUCUCCAAGGAGGAGCUCCUCAACCCCAUCAAGCAGGACGUCAAGAAGGGCAAGCUUCGCUUCGUCCGCAACUGUUUCCCCCACAAGGGCUACCUCUGGAACUACGGUGCCUUCCCCCAGACCUGGGAAGACCCCAACACCGUCCACCCCGAGACCAAGGCCAAGGGUGACAACGACCCUCUCGAUGUCUGCGAGAUCGGUGAGCUUGUUGGCUACCCCGGCCAGAUCAAGCAGGUCAAGGUCCUCGGUGUCAUGGCCCUUCUCGACGAGGAGGAGACUGACUGGAAGGUCAUUGUCAUUGAUGUCAACGACCCCCUCGCCCCUAAGCUGAACGACGUCGAGGACGUCGAGCGCCACCUGCCUGGCCUGCUCCGUGCCACCAACGAGUGGUUCCGUAUCUACAAGAUCCCCGACGGCAAGCCUGAGAACCAGUUUGCCUUCACUGGCGAGUGCAAGAACAAGACCUAUGCCAUGGACGUCAUCCGCGAGUGCGCUGAGGCCUGGGAGCGUCUCAUCACCGGCAAGACCCAGCCCGGCAGCGUCUCCACCACCAACGUGACUGUCCAGCACUCCCCCAGCCGCGUGGCCCCCGAGUCUCUGCCUCCUCUGCCUCCCCACCAGGACCUCCCCCCUGAGAAGAUUGACGCUUCCAUCGACAAGUGGUUCUUCAUCAGCGGUGCUUCUGCUUAG
Trichoderma harzianum CBS 226.95 is the source of this 870-nucleotide messenger RNA. RefSeq lists its product as hypothetical. Gene Ontology annotation, molecular function: magnesium ion binding; inorganic diphosphate phosphatase activity. Gene Ontology annotation, biological process: phosphate-containing compound metabolic process. The transcript is spliced from 5 exons. Lineage: Eukaryota; Fungi; Ascomycota; Sordariomycetes; Hypocreales; Hypocreaceae. Bases 1 to 870 code for a protein of 289 amino acids. Gene Ontology annotation, cellular component: cytoplasm; nucleus. The record is from RefSeq and is a predicted model, not a curated record.